AUCACACGUGAGGGACGGCGGCAGUAGAAAACGCACCUCGCCCUUCACUGAGCUGCAAAUCAGUACUACUAGAGAAGAAAAUUCACAGAAAACUCAAAACCCAAAACCCCCACAAACAAUGAAGAGCAUUCCCUUGCUUCUGAUGGGCUGCGGAGGCGUAGGCCGUCAGCUCCUUCAACACAUUGUUUCCUGCAGAUCUCUUCACGCCAAACAGGGAGUCCGCUUGCGAGUUGUGGGAGUAUGCGACAGUAAAUCGCUAUUUGUUGUAUCAGAUUUGUUCACCAUGGAGUUAGAUGAUGUCGUUUUAAAUGAACUCUGCCGGGUCAAGUUGGAGGGUUCUUCCUUCUUAGCACUCACUGACUAUGGUACAUGCCAAGUAUAUGGACAUUCAGAACUGGCAAAAAAGGUUAUAGAUGUUGCUGCUCGUCUGGGUAGAUCAACAGGUUUGGCAUUUGUGGAUUGCUCAGCAAGUUCGGAAACUAUUGGAGUACUAACCCAGGUCGUUGAUUUAGGUUGCUGCAUUGUUUUGGCCAAUAAAAGGCCCCUUACUUCUACUAUGGAGGUUUACAACAAACUGGUCUCACAUCCACGUCGCAUUCGGCACGAAUCAACUGUUGGUGCUGGCCUUCCUGUCAUAGCAUCCUUAAAUCGCAUUUUGUCAUCUGGGGACCCGAUUCAUCGUAUUAUUGGGAGUUUGAGUGGUACGCUGGGGUAUGUAAUGAGUGAGGUUGAAGAUGGAAAGUCAUUCAGCCAAGUUGUUAGAACUGCUAAAACCCUUGGUUAUACUGAACCAGAUCCACGUGAUGACCUCAGCGGGAUGGAUGUUGCAAGAAAGGCUUUGAUCCUUGCUCGACUUCUUGGGCAGCAGAUUAGUCUGGAUAGGAUUAAAAUUGAAAACUUGUAUCCUGAAGAAAUGGGACCCGAUUUAAUGUCUGUGAAAGAUUUCCUUCACAGUGGCCUUUUAUUGCUUGACAAAGAUAUUCAAGAGAGAAUUAAAAAGGCUUCAUCCAAUGGGAAUGUGCUCCGCUAUGUCUGUGUGAUUGAGGGCUCAAGGUGUGAAGUUGGCAUUCAGGAGCUUCCAAAAAAUUCCCCUCUAGGAAGAUUGAGAGGAAGUGACAACGUAUUGGAGAUAUACAGCCGCUGUUAUAAUGAACAACCAUUGGUCAUCCAAGGUGCUGGGGCAGGCAAUGAUACCACAGCAGCUGGUGUUCUUGCAGAUAUACUUGAUAUUCAGGAUCUAUUUUCUGGAGAAAAUGUACAAUGUCUUGAAGAAACCGGACGCAAGUAGCAAGGUAUGUGACCAAGCAAGAAAGAGAUACCGCUGUUAAAUAAGUAUUGGAUUCAUAUAUUAAUGCUCCCAAGUUACCACUUGACAUGCAGUUAUGCAUGCAUGAAGAAAUGUGGUAAAAAUUGAAAUGUUGCGAUAAUACCUUGACAGAUGGUGCUGUUCGCCCGACUGUUUUCUUAAAACGAGAUGCUUAUAGAAAUGUGGCAGAAAAAAGUUUAAAAAUUGCUAUUUGAAUACAUAGGCAUCUGUUAGUAGGGAUGAGCUGCCACUGUUGUGAUCUGACUAAGCGACAGAUGAAUACAAAAGUGAUGCUUACAGAUGAAAAA
Messenger RNA from Malania oleifera, 1614 nucleotides. RefSeq lists its product as uncharacterized. The record is from RefSeq and is a predicted model, not a curated record. Gene Ontology annotation, molecular function: aspartate kinase activity; homoserine dehydrogenase activity. NCBI's taxonomy places the organism in Eukaryota, Viridiplantae, Streptophyta, Magnoliopsida, Santalales, Ximeniaceae. Gene Ontology annotation, biological process: aspartate family amino acid biosynthetic process. The transcript is spliced from 12 exons. Bases 119 to 1288 code for a protein of 389 amino acids.